This is a messenger RNA of Stegastes partitus (bicolor damselfish), 1974 nucleotides long. RefSeq names its product solute carrier family 28 member 3. The coding region runs from base 1 to 1974 and encodes 657 amino acids. The transcript is spliced from 17 exons. Gene Ontology annotation, cellular component: plasma membrane. NCBI's taxonomy places the organism in Eukaryota, Metazoa, Chordata, Actinopteri, Pomacentridae. Gene Ontology annotation, biological process: purine nucleoside transmembrane transport; pyrimidine nucleoside transport. Gene Ontology annotation, molecular function: pyrimidine- and adenosine-specific:sodium symporter activity. The record is from RefSeq and is a predicted model, not a curated record.
AUGGAGCUGCAUGUAAUAGAAACGAAGAAUCAAAAACAGUGGAAAGACAACAAGGCCUUUGAAUCACAGGAGCAGGAUCAGAUAUGCACUGAUGUGGACAGAGCUUCCGGAGCUACAGACGAUGCGCACGACGAGACAGGCCGACACAACAAAAGCUUGCUGGAGAAGAAAACAGAGGCACUCCAGGUCUGUUUGGCUGAGCACAAAGAUCAGAUUGGCCUGAUUAUACACCUCGUUUUAGCAGCAGGCUUCGUUGCCAUGGUGAUAGCGGCGUGUGUUCUGAACUUCCACCGGGCUGUGGGGCUGCUGGUCAUCUCCUUGGUAACCAUGUUCUUCCUGGUCUGGGAUUGGAUGAUGGAGCGCUAUAGCGACCGGGUGUGGGAGGCUCUCUCUCCUAUCAGAGUUGCCCUCAGAAGAAACUGGUUUUGGAUCAGAUGGAUAAUAUAUGCGCUGCUACUGGUGGCCGUGGUGUGCUGGCUUGCACUGGACACAGCCCAGCGGGGGACCAGACAGCUCGUGUCUUUCUUUGGUUUGCUGCUGUUCAUCUUCCUAAUGCUGCUGUUCUCCAAACACCCAUUCAGGUGGUCUUGGCGAACUUUGCUUUGUGGAACCGGGCUGCAGUUUAUCUUUGGUCUGCUGAUCCUCAGAACCACAUCUGGCUUUAGAGCACUGAAAUGGCUUGGAAAGCAAGCAGAGAUGUUUAUGUCGUUCACAGAUGUUGGAUCUAAAUUUGUGUUCGGUGACAGUUAUACAGACCACCUGUUCGUCUUUAGGGUGAUGCCUAUAUUGGUGUUUUUAAGCUCGGUCAUCUCCAUUCUGUACUACGUUGGCUUCAUGCCGUGGCUCAUUUGCAAGAUUGGAUUCAUAAUGCAGGUUACCAUGGGAACAUCUGCGACAGAGUCAAUGGCUGCAGCUGGAAAUAUAUUCCUUGGAAAUACAGACUCACCUCUACUGAUUCGUCCGUACAUCAGUGAGCUAACGGUCUCUGAGAUCCAUGCUGUGAUGACAGGGGGGUUCGCCAGCAUCUCUGGUUCCAUUUUAGGAGCCUUUAUCUCCUUUGGGGUUGAGGCAACACACUUGUUGACAGCAUCAUUAAUGUCCGCUCCAGCCUCUCUGGCCAUCGCCAAGAUAUUCUGGCCUGAAAAGGAGGCAUCCAUCAAAACGUCCCCUCAUGACCUCAAAAUAGACAAAGGAGACAGUCAGAAUGUGUUGGAAGCAGCGUCCCAAGGUGCAUCUCGUGCUGUAGGUAUGGUGGCCAACAUCAUUGUCAACCUCAUUGCCUUUCUUGCACUGUUGGCCUUUUUCGACGCCGUCCUCUCCUGGCUGGGUGGGAUGUUUGACUGUCCGCAUCUCAGCUUCUCGUUCAUCUGCUCCUAUGUGUUCAUGCCACUCUCCUUCAUGAUGGGAGUCUCCUGGGAGGACAGUUUCAUUGUUGCUGAGCUGAUUGGCAUAAAGACCUUCCUCAAUGAGUUUGUGGCCUAUCAGAAGUUGUCAGAGUUAAUAAAGAGGAGGAAGGCGGGAGGGCCGGAAUAUAUCAACGAUGUAAAGCAGUACAUUUCUGUCCACUCUGAAACCAUCGCAACCUACGCUUUGUGUGGAUUUUCCAACUUUGCUGCUUUGGGGAUGUCAGUUGGAGGACUGUCCGCCAUGGCUCCAGACAGACGAUCUGACAUCUCCAGUUGUGGCCUGAGAGCUCUGAUUGCAGGCAGCAUCUCCUGUUUCAUGACAGCUUGUAUUGCAGGUAUGUUGUACAUCCCUGAUCCUCAGUGCCAACACUUCCUGAUGGCAGAGUUCAAUAACACCAAUGUGACCGUCAGCCCACGGCUGCUCACCUGCUGCACACGGCUCUAUGACAGUGUGACGGUGUAUGAGCCAUGGAACGUGACGGCCGGGGAAGGAUUCAGUCAGAGCGGUCUGCAAGGCUGCUGCACACUCACACCGCCUAAACAUUUCAACUGCAGCUUGGUGCCGUGA